Messenger RNA from Cryptomeria japonica (Japanese cedar), 1336 nucleotides. RefSeq lists its product as uncharacterized. Gene Ontology annotation, molecular function: protein binding. Lineage: Eukaryota; Viridiplantae; Streptophyta; Pinopsida; Cupressales; Cupressaceae. The record is from RefSeq and is a predicted model, not a curated record. Bases 191 to 922 code for a protein of 243 amino acids. The transcript is spliced from 5 exons.
AAGAGAGAUGUUCAAAACUCGCAAGGCUCCAAUCUGUGAAGGCACCCUACAAUAUGUGGUGAUAAAAAUCAAUGGAAUAACUACUUCAAAUGUUAAAGCACAGACGUGGCCAUCAAUGAGGCCCCAGAAAAUCAAAGACAAAGUGGUUAAGAGGCGGCAUGGGCUGAUUGAUUGAGAGUUCUAAGAAGAAAUGAUGGCAUUGAACCUGUCUUCCUCAGCUGGUUUAGCUUCCCUCUCAUCUCCACAACGCUUGGUGGGGUUGAAGGCAGGUACAUUUCUAAGACAAAGGGUGCAUAACUUGCACGUACAUAAGAUACACAAACAAAUGUGCAGAGCUGUCCUAGGUUCCAAUGCAAGUGAGAAUGCAAUAGAGAGUAAAGGGAAAGAUUUUGAUUUACCACCUCCUGGAUGCAGUCGUUUCAAAGUGGAGCUAAGCAGACCUCUUGGCCUUGUGCUAGAAGAAGACAAGGCUGGAAAAAUAUUUGUUGCAGAAAUAGUGAAGGAUGGUAAUGCUGACAAAAGUGGACUUGUAGAUAUUGGUGAUCAGUUGAUAGCAACAAGUGCAAUUACUUAUGGAAAUGUAGAAGAUUACCAAGGUGUUAAAGUAAGAAAGGGUAUGCAAACAGUUCGACUGAAUGUGCGAGGUGAGAGAUUUGAGACGGUGAUGGCAGCAAUUGGAACUCACCCUGGUCACAUUAAGGACCCCAUUGGAAUGAAGACUAGUUUGGAAGACAUCAUAAUCAUCUUCCUAUUACCUCUGGAAACGAAGAAAAUGGACAUUCAAGUUUGCGAGCAUUCUUUGGCAGAUCAAGCUGAUACAUAUAAUAGCAGGGGGUUAUGCAUCAGUUUUUCCUUUGUUCUUAUAAUAUUGCUGCUAAGAAGGUUGAAGAAUAUACAUUCUAAAAUCUCUAAAAUGGUAUAAACUAUGCAACUCGAUGUAAAGUUCUUGAACCCCAUCCAGAGGGCUGCUCAUAUGGCAGAGUAGCACCUUUUCUAGAUAUCAAUUUCUUUGUGUUUCAAUGGAGAAUCAGGACUAUAAAGUUUAGAUUGGUGGUGAUGAGAUAAGGAUGGAGAUAUAUAUCCAACUGAUAUUCUCAUCUGCUAGUAAUCUAGACUCUUCAUCUAUUACAUAUCACAGUUGCCUUAUUGGAGAACGGAAAUUUGAUGAUAUCAUCAUAUGUAGUCCAUCUCACCCUAAUAAGAUUGCACUUAAAUUUGCCCACUACAUUUCUUCACCUGCUUGCAGGAGAGUAUUAUUGUAAAUUAAUUAAAAGAGUAACUUCACUAGAAAUUAAAGUCUCAUUUUUAUUUUUUUCAAUAAAAGUAGAUUAUUCCA